Juglans microcarpa x Juglans regia is the source of this 1271-nucleotide messenger RNA. RefSeq names its product tetraspanin-3-like. Lineage: Eukaryota; Viridiplantae; Streptophyta; Magnoliopsida; Fagales; Juglandaceae. Gene Ontology annotation, cellular component: plasma membrane; plasmodesma. The record is from RefSeq and is a predicted model, not a curated record. The transcript is spliced from 2 exons. Gene Ontology annotation, biological process: auxin-activated signaling pathway. Bases 241 to 1098 code for a protein of 285 amino acids.
UGUCUCAAAAUAUCUUCUUGUUGUAUGAUUUAUCUGCCUACUUAUAAGACCUACGCGCCAACAAACCCCCUAUCAUCUGCGCUCUAACCUGUUACUACUGUCAAAAGCAGCACUCCAAGACUACCAAGCUGCAAGCUAGCUUGCCGAAGAAAAGACAGCUAGCUAGCAGAGAAAGGAAGAAGGGAAGAAACAGUAAAGAAAACAAAGAGAGAAGCAGAUUGAGGUCAGAAGAAACCAACGAUGAUGAGAAAUAGUAACCACCUGAUUGGGUUUCUGAACUUCUUUACUUUCCUCCUCUCGAUCCCAAUCCUCGGAGGUGGAAUAUGGCUGAGCACCAGAGCCAACAACACCGACUGCCUCAAGUUCCUGCAGUGGCCCUUGAUAGUUAUCGGGGUCGCCAUCAUGGUCAUCUCACUCGCCGGUUUCGCCGGCGCGUGUUACCGGAACACCUUUCUGAUGUGGGUUUACCUCUUCGCCAUGUUCUUCAUCAUCGUCGCGCUUAUAGGGUUCAUCAUCUUCGCCUACGCUGUCACCGACAAAGGGUCCGGCAAGAAAGUGACGGACCGGACGUAUUCUGAGUAUUUUCUGAAGGACUACUCCGGCUGGCUGAAGGAUCGCGUCAUGGAUGAUAGCUACUGGUCCAAGAUUAGCUCCUGCAUAAGGGACUCCAAGGUUUGCAGCAAGAUGGGGAAGACUGUUGGGGGUGCUCCCGAAACUGCUGAGACGUUUUAUCGCAGAAACCUCAACCCUCUUGAGUCUGGUUGCUGCAAGCCUCCCACAGAGUGCGGCUAUGUCUAUGUUAACGAGACCUUUUGGAGCUCUGGAGUAGUGACGGGAAGCAACCCUGACUGCACUAAGUGGAACAAUGAUCAAGAACAACUCUGCUAUUCCUGCGACUCUUGCAAAGCUGGUGUGCUGGCCAGCCUCAAGAAGAGUUGGAGGAAGGUCUCUGUGAUUAACAUUAUUGUGUUAAUCAUCCUGGUAAUCGCUUACGUGGUUGGCUGUGCGGCAUUUAGGAACAAUCGUCGGAUUGAUAACGAUGAACCCUACGGCGAGGCAAGGAUGACAAAGGAACGACCUAGUAGAAUCCAUCUUUAAUUAUUACAGGGGGAUUAACAAAUAAAGCUUAGUUUGUCAAGGAUGUAUAAUGAAGUUUUGGUAUUCCUUUUAAGGGAUAUGGCUUAACUUGGGAGUCUUGGACAGGUGGAAGUUGGUUCGUUUUAAAGUUUGGUGGUUGUAUAUGUUAAUAAUUUCAAUAUCUUUUUGGUUUU